AUGAGUGAUACUAAAGAGACGGUUCUUACAAACAAUGAAGAAAAAUUAGACGUUGAACCAAAAAAAGAUAUUAAAGAAGAAGUAAAACCAGAAGAAGUAAAACCAGAAGAAGAACACAAAGAAGAAGUAAAACCAGAAGAAAAGAAGAAUGAGUCUAAUGAACAAAAAGUAAAAGUUAUUAUGGUAGGAGAGUCUUCUGUUGGUAAAACAUGUUGUAUGAAUAGAUAUGUUAGUAAUGAAUUUGCUGAACAAACCAAAGCAACCAUUGGAGUUGGAGUAGGAAGUAAAGAAGUUGAAGUUGAAGGAAAACAAAUUAAACUUCAAAUUUGGGAUACAGCUGGACAAGAACGUUUUGCUACUUUAACUGGUAAUUAUUUUAGAAAUGCUAUGGCAGCUAUUAUUAUGUUUGAUGUAAGUAAUAAAGAGUCAUUUGAAAACAUUCCUAAUUGGGUUGAACAAUGUUGUAAAUGUGAUGGUAAACAUAUUAUUUUCAUUGCUGGUAAUAAAAUUGAUUUAGAAGAUAGAGUUGUUAGUAAAGAAGAAGCUGAAGAAAAAGCCAAAGAACUUAAAUUAAAAUAUUUUGAAGUCUCUGCUAAAACAGGUGAUGGAAUUGAAGAUUUGUUUAAUGAAUUAAUUAAAGAAAUCAUGAAGACUCCAUUUUGUAAUGAACAGGAAAAAGAAGGAGUUGAAUUAGAUGGUCAAAAGAAACAAAAGAAAGGAGGAUGUUGUUAA
Molecule: messenger RNA, 732 nt
Organism: Entamoeba nuttalli P19
Lineage: Eukaryota; Evosea; Mastigamoebida; Endamoebidae
Product: Ras family protein
Exons: 1
Coding region: 1-732 (243 amino acids)
Molecular function (GO): GTP binding; GTPase activity
Source: RefSeq, a predicted model, not a curated record